UUGUGCAGUCACUCCAAGUUUGACUUGGAUUUCCUCGACUGGUUGUGGUGAAUACUAAAGGAAUUAUGUGUUAUUUAAUAAUGCAAAUAUUUACUGAUCAAUAAACAUUUACCUAUCGUUUUACGUAACAAUAAAUAAAGAUAUAUACAAAUAAAUUAAAGUGUUUGUGUAAAUAAACACAAAAGCAAAAAAAAACCAGUAUGUUUCAUAUGUCAAAUGAAUAAACGUAAAUAAACGAUGUGUACGUGCCGUUCUUGUCGCAUUGCAUUCUGGUUCUUGUAGUCGAUUUGUGUUGUUCCGCUGUUAUUUUUUUGUUGUCGCUGCAGAGAUCAGCUGCUCCGUCCUCACGAUGUCUUCGGGCAGCACAGCCAUGCAGACAGCCGAGGCUGGAAGCGAAGGAAACAAUAGGACGUCGUGUCCGUUACACGGCUGUAAGCGUGUGUACUCGGACAAGACUUCUCUUGAGAGCCACAUCAAGGACCACGAGAUCUCCGCUCAGUCACUACCAGGAAAGGUCCUGCUGUGCUCCACCGUUGGAUGCAGCGGAUCCUUCCCCGACAUGCAGAAACUGAUGCAACACAUGAGGCAUCAUCACAAGCCCAACAUAUUCUUCCUGUGCGAGAGCUGCCGCACAAAGUUGCGAUCCUACCGCGGCCUCCUGACUCACCUGCACACCUGUUCCAAAGUGUCACGGGGCAGGCCGAAGCCGUCGGAACCGGUGGCCCCCCCUGCGCCUGCUGCUGUGACCAACCCGGACCUGGACCAGAAGCCCCCGCUGCUUGACCCAGUGUCGGCCCCCCAGCCGCUUCCCUCUGAAAUCCCAAACACGGAAGGUUCCUUCCUUGCCGCUGUUCUAGAGGCAGACCCUGCCCCCCCUCUCCUCGGACCCCCCUUCUUGUCCAAACCGGAGACCUCCCCUCCCCACCUCACUCCGCCGCUGCUCACAGAGGCAGCACACCAGCCUCGCAUCAAGAUCGAACCCUCGGAUCUGCCUCUAUCUUUAAACCUGGAUGGCCCGACUGCUGCUUCGGACCCCCAGGAUGCCCAGGGUCAGCCCCUGACACAGACCAGGUGUCCUGAGCCCAUCCACCCUGCUCCCGGACCGGUGCCCCGCUCUCCUGGGUCUGCCGCUGUCUGGAAGAAGGGUCAAGGGACGGCCUGCAGCAGGCGCAUCCUGUGGGAGCACACUAAAGGGCGCUACACCUGCGUGCAGUGUGGCCACGCGGUCACCAACCGCAAGGAAAUGACUCUUCACAUCAGCAGCAAACACAGCGGCAGCAAACACAGCGGCAGCAAACCCGCCGACGACACAGGGAGCUCCGCUGCCAGCUCGUAGCGUGGAGGCGGGAGGACGUCGUCCUUGAGGACUCUUCUGUCGGUGGAUGUUUCCGUCACCUUUGUAUUCUGAGCGAACUGCCUGUAGCAGUGAGUUAUUAACUGAUUGUUGAACAUUUUUUGCAUUACUUUAUCCGUUUUAACAAAACACUGCAACAUUUCUCCUCCACACACAUUUGAAGAUUGUACAUAGUUCAAUACUACUACUACUGUAGUAUCUUCCCAGGGUAAGUAGUAGAGACUCCAGUCUAUAAAAUAUGGUUAUUGACAAGCAAAACCCAACAAUGUCAUUACUUUUUUUUGUCACUGCAUUAACAACUGUAACUUUGGUUUUUCACAUUGAAAGUAGCCACAAGAUUAUCCAUUGUACAGUCCUGUUGUAACUGGAUGGACACAGACACAGGCGUCGUUAAAAGGACACGUAUGUAGGAUUUAGGGGGAUCUGUUGGCAGAAAUGGGGGAAAUAUAUUUGUUUUCAUUCGCGUAUUAUCACGUGGAACUAAAAAUCACUGUUUUCUUUGAGCUUAUAGUGAGCCCUUCACAUCUGCAUAGGCAGUAGCCCAAUCACACACUGGCUCUAGAGGGCUUUCCCUGUUUUAAGUUGAAGUGGCAGCUUGAAUUGUCUACAUGCUUGGAGAAGCAGGGUAUCCAGGAGGCUGCAGUCUGCAAACUCACCACCAGAUGCCACUAAAUCCUACACUGCGGCUCCUUUUAACUGUUGCUUCUCAUGUUUAAAGUUGUCAUACCCGCCACUUCCAGGAUCAGUCUGCUGUUAUUCUAGACUUUUGUGUGAAACAAAUUCAAUGAAAAGACAGCAAACAAUGAGGUAGUUUAUUUGUCAAUACACAUCUGUGGCUCUCUACCCAUUGGUUCCCAUUGUAAAGCUUUAAAAAUAAAAAAAUAAACAGCUCA
This is a messenger RNA of Anarrhichthys ocellatus (wolf-eel), 2247 nucleotides long. It is a transcript of the gene znf414, whose product is annotated as zinc finger protein 414. NCBI's taxonomy places the organism in Eukaryota, Metazoa, Chordata, Actinopteri, Perciformes, Anarhichadidae. The transcript is spliced from 5 exons. The record is from RefSeq and is a predicted model, not a curated record. Bases 350 to 1336 code for a protein of 328 amino acids.